Schistocerca gregaria is the source of this 7630-nucleotide messenger RNA. RefSeq lists its product as uncharacterized. Gene Ontology annotation, biological process: nuclear-transcribed mRNA catabolic process, nonsense-mediated decay; phosphorylation. The coding region runs from base 1 to 7587 and encodes 2528 amino acids. The record is from RefSeq and is a predicted model, not a curated record. Gene Ontology annotation, molecular function: protein serine/threonine kinase activity; protein binding. The transcript is spliced from 3 exons. NCBI's taxonomy places the organism in Eukaryota, Metazoa, Arthropoda, Insecta, Orthoptera, Acrididae. Gene Ontology annotation, cellular component: nucleus.
AUGGAGAGGGUCGUGUCCGAGACGCCUUUUCUCACAGCCUUUGGCGCGAGCGUGCCGAACCACUCGCGCAUCCAGGCGAUUGAGCUCUCGGAGCGCCUCCUCGCCGACGCGGCUACGCGCGGGGCCGUCGUCCACGCCGACCUGCUCGGUGGCCUGCUCGAGUCCACCUUGGACCCCGACGAUCGCGUGCGGCUCGCGGCUGCCAAGGCCGUUCUGGCGCUCGCCUCUUCCGGCGGCGCCGCCUAUCGCCGCGCCUCGCUCGCGCCCAUCUGGACGCACGUGUGGACCAGGGCGCUUCUGCAGGACCUUUCCGCCGACGUGAGGCACGUCUAUGCAAAGGUGCUGUCGCUUCUCGGCCCUCGCGACGUCAGGCGCCUCCGCGCGCCGGAGCGAGGUGGCCAGGCGUCUGGUCUGCUCUCGUCAGACUGGAAGUCGGCGCUCAACCUUGCCCUCUUGAAUCGGUCGACCCUCUUCCACAAGAGUGACUUCUUCUCCAUUUUGGAGUACGUCAGCGGGUCCACAUACAUCUCCUCAUCCGACCCCCAGGGCCCCGGCGCUUACGAGCCCAACAUCCUCCUGCGCACUUGCUACGCGUCUCGCGUCGUCGAUUCGCUGCGCGAGAACUGGCUCUCCCAGCUCGCCUUCCCCACGCGCUGCGUCCACGACCUCGACGCCGAGCUCGGCUCUCAUGACGCGGCGCUCGCCUCUCGCUUUGCCGACGAUUUCUCGAGGCUCCUCAACGUCACCUCUUCCGCCGCCGAGACCUGGGCGCUCGUCGCCUCCGCCGCCCAUUGCGUGCACUCCAAGCUCAAGACGGGCUUCCCCACCGCCAAAGAGACCUUCCAGUGCGUCGAGAGGAUGCUCCGGUCCAUCUGGCAACCGCACCUCCUGCGCAAGGACCCGCCCGAAAGGGCCCUGCUCGACGCUCGAUGGAUCCUCGCUUUCUUCGACUACCUCGAGCGCAUGACCUACCACGCCAGCGAGGGCACCAUCGCCUGGCCCCCGGUACACAACUCCAAGGACCUCGUCGCCAACAAGAGAGCCCACGUCGACCUCUUCUCCAAGCUGCGCGUCAGCGCGUUGCGCGCCGCUUCUGCCUGCAACGCCUGUCACGACGUGCUCCGGCACGGCUACGAGCGACUCGCCCACGCCUCCUGGUACUGGUCUCACUACGCCAUCCCGGACGGCGCCGUCAGCGAGUUCUCGGCCGACCUCCAAGCCACGCUCGUCUCCGUCUGCGCCUCGCUCCUGCACCUCGGCGACUCCGACUUCCUGCAGGGCCUCGUCGACUGGCUCCGCGCCGCGCUCCAGCUCUCCAAGACGAGCCCCUCGCUGCUCCUCUUCGACACCAGCUGGAUCGACGCCGUCCACCACCAGGCGUCCGGACGCCUGGAGCGCGCCCUUUCCGAAUACGCCGCCUCGCUGCUCUCGCUCCCCGCGGACCCGGACGGCUCCCACGGCUCCCACGGCUCCCACGGCUCCCACGGCUCCCACGGCUCCCACGGCUCUCUCCGCGGCUUCCUCGCCGAGCAGUACGUCCUCUGCGCGCUGACCCUCGGCAAGUGGGACCAAGAGCCCCCGCCGGACCGCCUCCCGCCCAGCGCCCAGUGCCGCCUCGCCCUGCACAGGGCCCUGCACGCCGGCGACCACGACCGCUUCCACGCGGAACUCUCGAGGCUCAGGGCGUCCUGCGCGGACGCGCUCAGCUGCGACGCCAAGUCGUACCUCCUGCAAAGCGACCUCGCCUUCCAAGAGGCGAUCGCCAGCGCCGGCGCGCCCGCCAAGGCGCUCUCGCUCCUCGGCCAGUCCUUCCAGUCCCUGGAGGCUCUCAUGGCCUCCGCCGCGUCCUGCAACUCGCUCUCGGAGUUCUCGGAACUCAGCAGGAGGGCGCGCCUGAUCCGCUGCGCCGAGGACUGCCUCCAGCACCGCGGCUCUCCCCUCGUCGGCGAGGCGCUGGCCGACGGGCGCUUCGACGAGUGCGCCAACGUCCUGCACUUGCUCAAACUCCUGCAGAUAGAACCGGACGUCGAGACCAAGCUCGCUCUGGUUCGCAUCUCGCGCGAGCACGGGAACCUGGACUUCGCGUCCGAGCUGCUGUCGCAGCUGGGGUCCGACCAGUGCGCGCUCGUCGCGCUCGAGCGGGUCAAGCUGCUGCGGUGCGGCGGGCGACACGAGGAGGCGCUUUGCCUGCUGCGCUCGAGCCGCCAGUGCGCGCUGUCGCAGUUGUCGUCGCCGCGGUCGCGCCGACUGAGCGCCUCCCACCUGGCGCUGUUGUCCGAGGCGGUCGACUGCGGCGCGGGGGGCGCGCGGCGCGACGGCCGGACCCUGGCUAGCGCGUGCGAGCUGGCGCCGGACAAUCCGGACGCGUGGCUGCUGUACGGAGACUGGAACUACGAGCGCGGACAGGCGCUCCGCUCGUCGCUGCUGCGCGAGCCGGAGCAGGUGCGGGCGCUGGUGCCCGCGGAGGUCUGGGAGGGCGUCGGCUCGCAUCUGGGCGAGUCGGCCCGCGAGGAGUUGCUGAAGGGCGCGGUGGGCGAGUGCCUGGUGGGCAUGGUGGAGCGAGACACGCUCUCGGAGGCGCAGGCGGCGGCGUUCUGGAGGAGAGAGCCGUCGUCGAUGGGCGCGGCCUCGGAGGCGCUGGAACCGCUGUCUGGCCUGGUGCGGAGCGCGGAGGAGCACGUUUUGAGGCCGUUUUCCGCGGCGGCAUCGGCCUACUGCAGGUAUUUGGCCUGUUGCGGCGCGUCCCUGUCGUGCGAGGCGUUCGCGGCGGUGGGCCUGAAGCUGCUGCACCUGUUGGUGAACUACGGCGAGAGACUGCGGGGCCUGUCGGAGGCGCUGGAGGCGGCGCGCUCGGCGCCCUGGGAGGCGGUGGUGGUGCAGAUUCUGACGUACCUGGGCCACCCGGACUCGUACGUGCGCUCGCGGAUAUUCGAGCUGCUGUCGAGCGUGGCGGAGGGAAACCCGGAGCGCGUGGCGUACCCGACGCUGGCGCGCAUCCGCGACGCGGACGCGGAGUCGGCGGGCGCGGAGGAGGGCGGCGGGCGGCGGGCGAGCGCGACGGCGCCCCGCGAAUUGGAGAAGCUGAGGCGCCUGCUGCUGGAGCGGCGGCCGCAGCUGGUGGGCCAGAUGGAGCAGUUCCUGCGCGAGUUGUCGAGGAUCACUGUGCUGUGGGACGAGCGCGCCCUGGUGAGUCUGAAGGGCGUGUUUUCGGAGUUCAAGCUGGCGUGUCGCGUGGUGGAGGAGGAGUCGAGGCGCGCGUGCGAGGCGGAGGGCGGCGAGGCGGCGCUGCGGUCGAAGUACGAGGCGGUGAUGCGCGUGACGGUGAAGCGCGUGGAGCAGUUGGUGAAGGAGGCGUCGGUGUUCGCGGAGACGAAGUCGGAGAAGGCGUUUCAGGUGUUGUACCUGCCGCAGUUGGAGGAGAUUUUGAAAUUGCUGAGGGGCCCGAAAUUCUCUAGCGGGGGCGAGGUGAAGUCGCUGGAGUCGGCGCUGUCGAAGUUCAUCGAGUUGGCGUCGCAGCUGCACCGGUCGGUGAAGUGCGCGACGCUGAGGUUGUCGAACGUGAGUCCGGAGUUGUUCAAGAUGGGCGACACGAGCAUCCCGAUGCCCGGGCUGGGUCGGAGCGGCGUGACGCUGAGGGGGUUCAAGGACGAGGUGCAGGUGCUGCAGACGAAGACGAGGCCGAAGAAGCUGGUGAUGCGGGGGAGCGAUGGGGCGAGUUACGCGUACUUGUUGAAGGGACACGAGAAUUUGCAGCUGGACGAGCGGAUCAUGCAGUUUUUGUCCGUGGUGAACGGGAUGCUGCGGCGAGACAAGGAGACGCGCGAGAGGGAGCUGCGAUGCCGGAACUACGCGGUGAUUUUGACGGGCGGAGAGAGCGGGCUGAUCCAGUGGGUGGGUCGCACGGUGUCGCUGAACCAGGUGUUCACGGAGUUUUUGAGGAAACGCGCGAGUCGCCCGGAGCCGUCGGCGACGGACGAGCCGGGGAGGCGCGCGCCGGCGGAGAGGGCGCUGCGGCCGCUGGAGAUGUUUUACAGCAAGUUGCUGCAGAAGUUGGCGAGGCUGAACAUCAACACGGCGUCUCGCUCGGAGUGGCCGACGGAGGUGCUGAGGGAGGUGUACCAGGAGCUGUUGAGGGAGAGUCCGAACGACGUGCUGGAGAAGGAGAUUUGGUGCUCGAGCGCGUCGACGAGCGAGUGGAUGGGCAAGGUGGCGAGCUACUCGCGGUCGAUGGCGGCGAUGUCGAUGGUGGGGUACGUGUUGGGUCUGGGCGACCGGCACCUGGACAACAUUUUGAUCGACUACAAGAGCGGGGAGGUGUUGCACAUAGACUACAACGUGUGCUUCGAGAUGGGUCGUCGGCUGCCCGUGCCGGAGAUCGUGCCGUUCCGGCUGACGAGGAACCUGCGGCGGGCGUUAGGGAUGUUCGGCGCGCUGGGCGCGUACCGGGUGGGGAGCGAGCAGGUGCUGCGGGUGCUGCGGGAGAGGAGGGAGGUGCUGGUGAUGCUGUUGGAGCCUUUCAUGCACGACUCGCUGGCGAGCUGGACGCCGGACAAGGCGCUGCUGGAGGAACGCGCGAUGGAGCUGAACAUCGCGCUGAACGUGCUGACGGACCGGCUGUCGGUGCUGAUCGGGGACUUCGCGAGCCGCGGGGCGCAGUUCGGGGAGUCAGUGAGCGCGACGUACCACUGGGGGAACGUGAUCGCGAACCUGAAGGCAACGUACGGCAGCAACAUGCGCGUGACGCGGCAGCGCCAGCGUCGCAAGUUGGAGCUGGAGUCUCAGAUCGCGGCGCUGUCGGCGAGGCGCCAGGAGCUGGCGGCGGCGGCGGCGGCGGCGGAGGGCGCGCUGGGCGACGAGGCAGCGAACCGCGAGCGCAGGGAAGCGACGGAGAGGCUGCGCGGCGCGGUGGAGAGCCGCUGUCGCGCGAAAUUCGAGGGAUUGGCGGCGACGUUUGGGUCGCUGCGCGAUCAAUUUGGGGGCGAAGCGACGCCGGGUGCGCCGAAGGGGCGCGUGAAGCGGCCGCUGGCGGCGUGGUCGAGGGCGAAGGCGCACGAGUGGCCGUACAUCAGCCAGAAGAUGGCGAGAUCGUUCGCGGAGAAGGACGGGGAGCUGGAGAGGUCGUUGGCGAGGAGCGAGUCGGCGGUGUCGCGGCUGACGCGGCUGUUGACGACUUACUGCAACGUGCUGAGGCACCUGCCCGAGGACUACUUGGACGGGUCCGCGCUGCGCCGGUGGGCGGUCGAGUACGACCGGCUGAUGGCGUCUCGCGCGCCGGACGGCGAGUCUCUGGCGGCGUUCGAGGCCUUUUGCCACGAGUCGGCGAGGCCGGAGCGCCUGUGCGAAGCGACGAGGCGGCAGUCCGAGCUGCAGUCCGAGCUCCGAGAGAUCGCGAGCCGCAAGGCGGCGGUCGCGGAGUCGCUGAGGGCGCCGCUGCAGAGGGCGGAGAAGCUGUCCAGGGACGCGGAUUCGGCCGCCCUGAGGAAGAAGCUGGACUACUCCCCUCCGGGCCUGGUCAACCCGAGCAGGCUGUACGUGAGGCAGGUGGUACUGCUGCUGCUGAGCCGCAUGGUGCGCGAGUGCGAGGAGCUGGCCGCGUCGCGGGACGCGAGUCUCAAGAAUCUCCAGGAAUCCUACGAGCAUUUUCUGGAAAAACUGGACUGCCUUCUGUCUCUGGACUCUCUCCAGGGCUCCAGGCCGUUCCGGCAGCUCCUGUACCUCGUUGAAGACGCCGAGCUCUCGCUGACCGGCCUCCUGUUACCGGAGCUCUCGCGCCUCGGCAGGCGCGCCGACGAGCUCGCGCGGCUGGUCGACGAGCUGGAAUCUCUGCUGCGCUCGGAAGACGGCUCCGAGGAGGGCUACAAGGCCCUGCUGCGCGCGGAGCCCUACGCUCCCUGUCUGAGCGUGGCCGAGAAGACUAUCGGCGACCUCUCCGACGGCUGCUCUCGCGUCGCGGCGAGCGUCAAAACGUCACUCUGCGACGCGAAAAAAUGGUUCUUCACUUCGAAACUUGAAACUCUUCGCGACCUAGCCCUCUCCCUCCUCCGAGGCGACCCCCUCGAACCGCAUGUGACCACCUAUCUGAAGACCGUGCUCGGCUCCCUCUUCACCUCUCUCUUUUCCAAAUUCGUGUCCGACUUCGUCCUGGAGCACACCGACCACCCCCUCGACCAAAUCCACGUCUGGUACUCCUCCCUCGUCCCCCCCGACUCCUCCCAACUCUCAAACCUCCUAAACACGGAGCGGCUCAUCUCCAGCCACCUGGACUCGAUGAGCGAGCGCCGCAAACUCGAAAAAGAACUCAUCGAACCCCUGGAACUCUCUCUCAACUCCAUCGUCGAGCAGGAGCAAGACGCGAGGAACCAACUCGUCUCCCUCGAGUGGAGCAACGACCACCUCUUCCAAACCACCAGCAUCCGCAAAACCCUCCUGGACGACCUAAACCACGCCGUCCAAGAACUCUCCCCCCUCCUCUCCAACCUCAAACUCCUCGACUCCGACUGCACCCAACUGGAGCAGCAACUGCUCCAACAAAUGCAGCAGUCCUUCGAGUACGUCGAGGAGAGCAAAGACCCCAGCCUACACAUCUCCCCCGAGCGAAAAGAAAUCUCCGUCAAGCGCCUCGAAAACGACUCCCUCUCUCGCUGCGAUGGCAUUCACUCUCUUCUCACUCACGCGGACAACGUCAUCCGCUUCGUCACCUGCGUCCUCGAAUUCGAAGCCAGCCGCGUCGCCCCCCCCCUCUCUCUCAUCCCCGACCCCUCCCUCGUCCAAAACUUCGUCCACUGCUGGAAAAAACACCUCUCUCUCCAAGAGAAACUCUCUCGCUCCAAAACGGAACUGGAACUCGUCAAGCAAAAACUAACCUCCCUCACCUCCCAACUCCGACAACUCGUCACCGACCUCGAAGUCGACUCCAGACUCCUCAAAAACCUAAAGUCCGAAUACGCCCAAGCCAGAGAACGCGCCAGACAACCCGCCAAGGAAUUCCACGAAUUCCUCACCUCUCACUCGCUCCUCUCCAGCGAAAUCGACUCCCUCCUCUCCCACACCAUCAAGGCCUCCAGCAAGUGGGACAACCAAUCCGUCCAACUCAUUCACGUCGUCGCCUCCAAGUGCUGCGAGUUCCUGCAAAACUUCAGGCGCCAACUCAACUCAGUCCAGUCUCUCGUCUGCUUCUUGUCCAACACCGACUUCCCGGACCCCGACUCGGUCCCCCUCGACGUCGUCACCUUCGACUUCAGUCGCAAGGCCGCCGAAAAGCUCGUCGAGCAGCAGGAAUCCGUCGAGGACUUCCUGCAGGACCUCGACAGGCUGACUCACGAAUGGCUCGAAAAGGAAGAAGCCCAAGCCAGAACCGCCUGGCGCGCCAACCACUCGAGCCUGCCGAGGAAAAACCAAGCCUCGCGCAACCUGAUCGAGCGGGUCGGCCAAAAACUCGACGGAUCCGACCCACGCCUCUCUCGCGACCGACCGGACCAAGUCCCCUGCAUCUUGUCCGUCGAAGAACAGGUACAGCUGCUCAUCAACGAGGCGACCAACAACGAAAACCUCUUCAGAAUGUACGAAGGCUGGACUCCCUGGCUCUAGUAUUAAUGACGAUGGGAGAAAAAAUUUGACUUUCGUUUACCCU